CCAAAAUAAGUCAGAAGCUGAUUAGUUGGCUUGGUAGGAAAGUAGGCAAAUCAAUUCAAAAAUUUCAAAAAGAACUCAACAUGACCUCAUUAACUAAGAAAAUGCCCGUCAUGUUGGCUGCAAUUCUUUUCUGCCUGGUAAAAUUAUCGUGCUCGUUCUCCAUGAAUCCAGAUGACGUACAUUUUCUCCUGUUUCCCAGGACAGACAGGACGGUAGAAAUCAAGCAUGGCGACGCAGGCUCAUUGUCCGUUUCGGGAUAUGAUGCCUCAAAACCGGUCGUUUUUAUCCUGCAUGGCGGGUCAUUCACGCCAUUCAAUUUUCAAAACGAAUUAAAACCUGGUGCCUAUGUUGCCACUUUGCGAGACGAAUACUUGGGUCUCGGAGUCUCCAACGUUAUAGCGGUCGAUUACAGCGCCCUCGUCAGCCUAGAUGAAAACCCGGCCGCAAUUCUCCAAGCGGUUGGAGAGGUCACCAUAAAUUUGGCCAUUGUUGGGCGUCGUAUCUCCGAAUUUAUCCAGUUCCUUAUUAAGCAAAACGUACUCCGAAGUCCGGACGCGGUUCAGCUGGUCGGGUGGAGUUUGGGCGGGCAGUUGGCAGGAGUUACUGGAUCAGAAAGUAAGAAGUUGGGUCUCAAAGUUCCCGGACGUAUUACGGCCCUUGACCCAAUGGGACUCACAUUUGGAACAUAUCGCCCUGCCGAGUAUCGUUUGGACGUUACGGACGCAUCAUUCGUGGAUGUAGUUUAUACGACGAGCAGUAAUUCCAUCACGCCGCUAGGACCGAUCGGCCAUGUCAACUUUUAUCCGAACGCAAUCAAUGCGAAGGGUGGAUUUCCGCCGAUGGGGGGAAGUUGGAGUCAACCCCCAUGCAACUACAACUUGGCUGAUCUCAACGGAAACUUUUGGUGCUCGCAUAACCAAGCGUGGAAAUAUUUCGUAUGGUCGAUCAACAACCCAGGUUACAAGGCUUGCAAAUGUUCCAAUACGGAUUUGUCGGAUUGCAAACAGCCGAUUAAAUCGUGCCCCAAUGUGACAACUUUUGGACAACAUGUGCCCCUCAGUGCUCGGGGUAUCUGCUAUUUAGCAAUUGGACCAAAUCCUUGAUUUAAGAAGGCAGAAUUGUGACAUCUGUUUCACUUCGGUGUUAGUAAAACAAAUUUCAACCGUUAAAAUAUUCAUUGACUAAAAGUUUUCCUAACAAGAUACACAAAAUUAUGAGGUGUAAUAAUCGUAGUAAAAUAACAUCAUUGGAUAAGUAAUUUACAAUUUUGACCUAAAUAAAAAGUUAUAGCGAAUUUUAAAGCCAAA
Folsomia candida is the source of this 1307-nucleotide messenger RNA. Its product is annotated as inactive pancreatic lipase-related protein 1. Gene Ontology annotation, molecular function: lipase activity. Lineage: Eukaryota; Metazoa; Arthropoda; Collembola; Entomobryomorpha; Isotomidae. The transcript has 5 exons. The record is from RefSeq and is a predicted model, not a curated record. The coding region runs from base 81 to 1103 and encodes 340 amino acids.